Molecule: messenger RNA, 312 nt
Organism: Helobdella robusta
Lineage: Eukaryota; Metazoa; Annelida; Clitellata; Rhynchobdellida; Glossiphoniidae
Exons: 1
Source: RefSeq, a predicted model, not a curated record
GGUUCACCUGGAAACGCCGGUCAGCCUGGCUCCCCAGGACAACAAGGUCCUCAAGGUUCAAAAGGUGCUUUGGGUGAUACUGGUACACCUGGCGCUGCCGGAAGUCCAGGAUCAGUUGGUUUACCUGGAUUACAAGGAGAAAAGGGAUUUCAAGGUCUUCAGGGACAACCAGGGCCCAAUGGUCAAGCCGGAAUUGCUGGGCCACCUGGUACUCCAGGUCAACAAGGUCCUGCCGGAGCAGCUGGUCAACCAGGAAGUCCUGGAUUGAAUGGUGCUCCUGGUGAUACUGGAGCACCUGGAAUCUCUGGUUAG